This is a messenger RNA of Ceraceosorus bombacis, 2550 nucleotides long. The record is from the annotation of a GenBank genome assembly. Lineage: Eukaryota; Fungi; Basidiomycota; Exobasidiomycetes; Ceraceosorales; Ceraceosoraceae.
AUGGGCGUCAGCGGCGACAUCCCAGCGACGAUCGCGGCAGUGCCGAAUCACCGCAACUUCACAACCCGAGGACCAUCUAGGACUCUGUGUAUUCUUCUCGAUGGCACUGGUGACCAGGUGAGAACACGCAUCGCGUCUGAGGAGUUUUGUGUGCUUGCUAAAGCUUGACGCGCCGGAUGCCAGUUCGAUUGCGACAAUUCCAAUGUGGUCAAGCUUUUUGGGGCCCUGAAGAAAGACAGCUCUCAGAAGCUGUACUAUCAGCCAGGCAUCGGCACCUACAGCGGCUCGGGGAAGCUUCAAUCAGGAAUCAGCUCUGCUUCCGACAUGGCUGUUGGCUCUGGUCUUGGCACCCACAUCAAAGAGGCGUACUGUGAGUACCACAUAUCGAGCUGUGCGAUCUGGCGCUGAGAUGCAACCUUGUCGCCUGCCAGCGUUUCUCAUGGGGAAUUACACUGAAGGGGACAAGAUCUGUAUCUUUGGAUUUAGUCGCGGAGCGUACACUGCGAGGGCAUUGACUGGCAUGCUGCUCAAGAUUGGACUGCUUCCUGCCAACAACUCCUCCCAAGUUGCAUUCGCAUACAAGCAGUUCAAGGACGACACACCCACAGGAUGGGAACAGUCCGCGUUGUUCAAGACCACGUUCUGCAUCGACGUGAAGGUGCACUUCCUUGGAUGCUGGGACACUGUCGCGUCGGUCGGCUUCAUUCCUCGCCAGUUGCCCUUCGCGAAGAACAACACCAGUUGCGUUCGCUAUUUCCGUCAUGCGAUGGCCCUCGACGAGCGACGUGCCAAGUUCAAGGUCUCGCAUUGGGAGCAGAGAGCCCAUGAUGUGACACCGAAGCAGAGCAGUCAGAAGGUCACUCUAGACGACACUCCUUCCCUGACUCCUGGUGCGAUGAACGAUCCUCGCAUUGCAGAAAAGCGAGCCGCUAUUGCUCAAGAGCUAGCUAUGAAGCGCAACAGCUCCAUCAGCGCUGCUCGUCGCUUGAGUAGCAUCCAAUUUACGGAGGAGCCUGCCUCGAUCGAGCCAGCGGAGGGCACAAACACUCCCACGAGUAACGGAUCGGGCGAGUUUGGCAGCGUUCAAAAGACCCCUGGAUCACCUUCGCGUCGCAAGAGCUUGCCUCUGGCCUUCCGUCGCAAUUCUCAAGGACCCCAAGGGGAUACCGAAGAGAGACCCAAAAUGACGAAGGCGCAGACUCAAGAGGCAUUGGCUCAGCGGUUCACCAAGGUAUGCUCAAUCGAUUUUGCUUUCUUUAAACCCAAAUCACUGACAAACAAAUUCUUUGACAGCUUGACCAGCGCGAACUUGGCGGGGAGCGCUUCAAGACAGAUGCGCUUGAAGUUUGGUUUGCGGGCGCCCAUGCUGACGUUGGAGGUGCGUAUGAGGAGCUCAGGACUUCAGAGCGGCGUGUCUUCAAGUAGUUGAUCUGCCGGCGUCAUACUCUUACUUGCAGGUGGUGCCGUUGGCAAUGAGACUCGUCACGUAAGUUCAGUGGUUAGACGUACGCGUGAUGUACUCAAAGCUCACACGUGUCCCGGUACAGGCUCUUUCCAACAUCCCUUUGCGCUGGAUGAUCCGCCAAACUUUCGCCUGCGACACCGGCAUUCUGUACAAUGCGGACGUCCUGGCUGAUUACGGCAUGGAUGUUCAUACCUUGUAUCCAACUUUGGUCGAGCGGCCCCGUCCUUUCUGCGGGUGAGUGGCUCACAGGCGCAAGGGAUGGCAGUCGUUGCCGAGCAGCUGACCCACCACUGGUGACUUUUAGGCCGCCUCCUUCAGCAAUUGAUCGCUAUGCCUCUGGCACGCUCCCUUCCCUGGCCGAGCGUCGUAAGUCGAUCCGCAAGUCGCGUGCGGACGCCCUCGCUCGUUUGGAGAACAAUGAUGGCAUCGCGACCUUCAAUGACGGUGUGGGAGAAUUUGCGCCACCAAUCCCCACUCACCAACAGCUGGACACUCCGCACGUUGAAAAGGACCGGUCCCAUUUGCGUAGCAAUUCCUAUGCUGGACUUACCGGCCGAGAGGAAGAUGCGCAGCUUCCUGAAGCUUGGGAAGACUACUUCGACGCGCUGGCACCAAUCAAUGACCAGCUCAAAGACGCCAAGGGCUGGUGGAUUCUUGAAGUCUACCCUACGAAGCACCGCGAGCAGCAGAACGAUGUGAGCGAUGAGCUUAUUGAGCGAGUGAUGCCCUACGAUCUCUCACCUAUUGCUGAAUCCGACUCUCGAUUCCUUGCUUCCGCAGGGCAAGUGGAAGAAAGGUAUGUCGAAACCGGCGUGCUUCGCUGAAAAGUGCGGAGUCCACUCACCUCUCUUUCGACGUUUCACGUUCGCAGUGGUUGGCAUGAACCUUGGUCGCUACCGCACGAUUCGGGAUGAUGAGCCAAAGGUGCACUACUCUGUUAUGCAGCGCAAGCAAGCCCAAGGCUACGAAAUCCGCAACGUCAUAGGCGAAAAUAGCGUCAUUGAGUGGGUCAAAAAGACCCGGCCUUCGAUGCAUACUUGAAUGAGCUGACCCGCUGUUCUGCCUUGUUCAGAUACGUCAUGUGA